AAGGAAAUGCACCAAUCAGCAGCUCCCCGGGGCUCACAACUGUCGGCGGCGCCGGGAAAACAAGCCGGUGCGCGGGGUACCCCGGGCCGGGGCAACCUCGCUCCGGCCUAGCCCCGCGGCCCUCGGUGCCGGCCCCGGGGCAUGCUCCGAGCCCCCGCGGCUCCAGCACUGACGCCCCGGCCUCAGGACUGUGCGCGGACGCGGACCCCUCCCCCCGCCAGGUCUCUGCCCCCGCGCGGGGCCCGCGCCGCGCGGCCGGAGGGAGCGGCCGGAUGGAUCGGAGGAUGAAAGGCGGAUACUUGGACCAGCAAGUGCCCUACACCUUCAGCAGCAAAUCGCCCGGAAAUGGAAUCUUGCGCGAAGCUCUGAUGGUCCCGCAGGGGAAGCUCAUGGACCCGGGCUCCCUGCCGCCCCCCGACUCCGAAGAUCUCUUCCAGGAUCUCAGCCACUUUCAGGAGACGUGGCUGGCUGAAGCUCAGGUACCUGACAGUGAUGAGCAGUUUGUUCCUGAUUUCCAUGCUGAGAAUUUAGCCUUCCACAGCCCCACCACCAGGAUCAAGAAGGAGCCCCGGAGUCCCCGCACAGAGCCAGCUGUUCCCUGCAGCAGGAAGCUGCCGCGGCCCUACCAUGGCGAGCAGUGCCUUUAUUCCAGUGCCUAUGACCCCCCUAGACAAAUCACCAUCAAGUCUCCUGCCCCUGGUGCCCCCGGACAGUCACCCCUGCAGCCUUUCACCCGGGCAGAACAACGGAAUUUCCUGAGAUCUUCUAGUGCCACCCAGCCCCAUCCUGGCCAUGGGUACCUCGGGGAGCACAGCUCCGUCUUCCAGCAACCCCUGGACAUUGGCCACUCCUUUGCAUCCUCUCAGGGAGGGGCCCGGGACCCCCUCCCAGGCCCCUACCAACACCAGCUGUCGGAGCCCUGCCCGCCCUACCCGCAGCAGAGCUUCAAGCAGGAAUAUCUUGACCCCCUAUAUGAGCAGGCGGGCCAGCCCCCCGUGGGCCAGGGAGGGGCCAGUGGGCACAGGUACCCAGGGGUGGGGGUGGUGAUCAAACAGGAACAGACGGACUUCGCCUACGACUCAGAUGUCCCGGGGUGCACCUCCAUGUACCUCCACAGCGAGGGUUUCUCAGGGCCCCCCCUUGGGGACGGCAGCGUGGGUUACAGCUAUGAGAAACCGCUGCGACCAUUCCCAGAUGAUGUGUGUGUCGUCCCUGAGAAAUUUGAAGGAGACAUCAAGCAGGAAGGGGUUGGAGCGUUUCGAGAUGGGCCACCCUACCAGCGCCGGGGCGCACUGCAGCUCUGGCAGUUCCUGGUGGCCCUGCUGGAUGACCCCACCAAUGCCCAUUUCAUUGCCUGGACUGGCCGGGGGAUGGAGUUCAAACUAAUCGAGCCUGAGGAGGUCGCCCGGCUCUGGGGCAUCCAGAAGAACCGGCCAGCCAUGAAUUACGACAAGCUGAGUCGCUCGCUCCGAUACUACUAUGAGAAAGGCAUCAUGCAGAAGGUGGCUGGCGAACGCUACGUAUACAAGUUCGUGUGUGAGCCCGAGGCCCUCUUCUCGCUGGCCUUCCCGGACAAUCAGCGGCCAGCGCUCAAGGCUGAGUUUGACCGGCCGGUCAGUGAGGAGGACACAGUCCCUUUGUCCCACUUGGACGAGAACCCCGCGUACCUCCCAGAGCUGGCUGGUCCGGCCCAGCCCUUUGGCCCCAAGGGCAGCUACUCCUACUAGCCCUGAGCUAGUAGGGGGCACUGCCCAGUGUACAUAGAGCUGUAUCUGGCACUGGGAACCCCACACACUGCUGCCCAGAGGUCUUGGGGGCACAUCCUAUCGCCCACCCUGGCCUAUCUCUGAGCUGCUCCCUGGUUACUGGGAACGAAAAGUAGGGACUCUGCCGGGGCAAAGAUUGGGUGGGGGGCCCUCAGGCAAUUCUGGGGACAGGCCUCUGGUUCCCUCUUAGGUCCUGCUUGGAGGCCCAGACCCCGCUCCCACACCAGAGAACAAUUAAAGCGUUCCCACUUAAUCCUGGCGGGGAUGUGCCCCAGAUCUCCCACUAUAGGGAGAUAAGCCUGGCCCCUGUCUUCUGCUCCCAGCUGUGGCCCUGGACGGUUCUGCCCGUCGAUCCUUGGUGCUCUUGUGUUCCCAGAAGCAGGAGGCUGGAGUCGGGACUGUGGG
This is a messenger RNA of Sorex fumeus (smoky shrew), 2171 nucleotides long. It is a transcript of the gene ETV4, whose product is annotated as ETS variant transcription factor 4. The transcript has 13 exons. Gene Ontology annotation, biological process: cell differentiation; regulation of transcription by RNA polymerase II. Gene Ontology annotation, cellular component: nucleus. Lineage: Eukaryota; Metazoa; Chordata; Mammalia; Eulipotyphla; Soricidae. The record is from RefSeq and is a predicted model, not a curated record. The coding region runs from base 273 to 1727 and encodes 484 amino acids. Gene Ontology annotation, molecular function: DNA-binding transcription factor activity, RNA polymerase II-specific; sequence-specific DNA binding.